AUGACUGACCCAGACGUCCUCACUGAGGUCCCAGCAGCUCUCAAACGCCUUGCCAAAUACGUGGUGCGUGGCUUUUAUGGCAUUGAACAUGCUUUGGCUCUGGACAUUCUCAUCAGGAACCCCUGCGUGAAGGAAGAGGACAUGCUAGAGCUCCUUAAGUUUGAUAGGAAGCAGUUGCGGGCUGUCCUCAACACCCUCAAGGGUGACAAGUUCAUCAAAUGCCGAAUGAGGGUAGAGACGGCUCCAGAUGGCAAAACCACCCGUCAUAACUACUACUUCAUCAACUACCGCCUUCUGGUUAACGUGGUGAAGUACAAGCUGGACCACAUGAGGAGGAGGAUUGAGACGGAUGAAAGAGACUCCACCAAUCGCGCCUCUUUUAAAUGCCCCAUUUGCUUCAGCACUUUCACAGACUUGGAGGCCAACCAGCUGUUUGACCCCAGGACAGGAACUUUCCGCUGUACUUUCUGUGAGACCGAAGUGGAAGAAGAUGAGUCGGCGAUGCCCAAAAAGGACGCAAGGACACUCGUGGCAAGAUUUAAUGAGCAGAUUGAGCCCAUCUAUGCGCUGCUUCGUGAGACGGAAGAUGUUAACUUAGCCUAUGAAAUCCUCGAGCCAGAACCCACAGAGAUCCCUGCCCUGAAGCAGAGCAAGGAGCGUGCAGCUGGUACUGGUUCAGGGACAGCAGCUGGCCUUGCAGGUGGACACCAUCGGGAAGCUUGGACUACAAAAGGACCGUCGUAUGAGGACUUGUAUACCCAGAACGUUGUCAUCAGCAUGGAGGACCAGGAGGAUCUUAACCGGUCUGCGAAUGAAGGAAAGCCAGCCAGAGAGAGACCAAUUUGGCUACGGGAGAGCACUGUGCAGGGGGCUUAUGACCCUGAUGAAAUCAAAGAUGGGGGCCGGGAUCUGGAUGCCUUCCAGGACCGUGAGGAGGGCCGGGCAGCUCUGGAUGAUAAUGAGGAGGUGAUGCGUGCCCUGCUUAUCCACGAGAAGAAGACACCUUCUGCUUCAACAGUCACUGUUGGAGGUGCCGCUCCUCUCUCCGGUGCCAACGCUAGUGACUCCGAGAGCGAGACAAGCGAGUCGGAGGAGGAAUCCCCUCCGCGCCCUCCCGCCACAGCCACCACAACAUAUGGGCUGGAGGAUGAGGAGGAGGAUGAAGAGUUUGAGGUGGUGGCAGAGGACCCCACCGUCACAGUGGCUGGGCGUCCGCACUCUUACAGCCAAGUGAGCCAGCGCCCUGAGCUGGUGGCCCAGAUGACGCCGGAAGAAAAAGAGGUUUACAUAGCCAUGGGGCGACGCAUGUUUGAGGAUAUGUUUGAUUAA
Molecule: messenger RNA, 1329 nt
Organism: Nipponia nippon (crested ibis)
Lineage: Eukaryota; Metazoa; Chordata; Aves; Pelecaniformes; Threskiornithidae
Source: RefSeq, a predicted model, not a curated record